GCCACUGAAGUUUGCUGUUGUGCGUAUCCGGAACCAUUAACGAGGGAAGACUUUCAUUGACGGACGCUUGUGUGAAGAUGUCGGACGUACCAGAUAAUGCUCCUGAACAUUGUCCAGGUACAACAAGUGAGCAAGCAGGAAAGUCAUCAUCAUGUCAGGGCUGCCCCAACCAGAAGAUGUGUGCUUCUGGAGCCACCAAGGCCCCUGACCCUGCUAUAGCAGAGAUAGGAGUGAAGUUGUCAACAGUCGCACACAAGAUCCUUGUGUUAUCUGGAAAAGGAGGAGUUGGGAAGAGCACAUUCAGUGCCCAUCUGGCCCACGCCCUGGCAAGUGACAGCACAAAGGAGGUUGCCCUGCUGGAUGUAGAUAUCUGUGGUCCAUCCAUUCCAAGGAUCAUGGGCUUGGAGGGAGAGCAAGUUCACCAGAGUGGCUCAGGCUGGUCUCCUGUGUAUGUGGAUGACAACCUGGCAGUCAUGUCUAUUGGUUUCCUGCUGAGCAGCCCUGAUGAUGCUGUGAUCUGGAGAGGACCCAAGAAGAAUGGGAUGAUUAAGCAGUUUUUGAGAGAUGUGGACUGGGGGGAGCUGGAUUACCUGAUUGUGGACACGCCCCCUGGCACCUCUGACGAGCACCUCUCUAUAGUCCAGUAUCUAAGCUCCACCCACGUUGAUGGAGCUGUCAUCAUUACCACACCACAGGAGGUAUCGUUGCAGGAUGUGCGAAAGGAGAUUAGAUUUUGUCAGAAGGUCAAGCUGCCAAUCAUCGGAGUGGUGGAGAACAUGAGCGGUUUCGUCUGUCCAAAAUGCAAGAACACAUCACAAAUCUUCCCUCCCACCAGCGGAGGCGCUGAGCGAAUGUGUGCGGAUCUGAAUCUGCCUCUGUUAGGAAAGAUACCUCUAGACCCUCGGAUCGCACGUAGCUGCGACGAGGGCAGAUCUUUCCUCAACGUAGUACCUGACUCUCCUGCUGCUAAAGUGUACCAGAGCAUUGUGCAGAGUAUCCAGGACUACUGUUCCAACCGUGUGACAGAGGAGCAGAGCACUAACUGAAGACCCUCUGAUGGCGGCCAUACUGAACCACAGCACUAGAUAGAUAUGAAUAUGAUAUGGUAGAUAUGAAACACGCAUAGGAAAGCCCAUAACAUCAGUAUUGCUACGUUUAUUAAAGCUACAACAUAAUUGUAAUUCAUGACAGGCAGCGACGUUGGUUUUAGUUUGGUGAGGUGGCCAAAAUAAGCACUUCGGUCCAUUCUUCAUUUUCGAUUCUUGCAUUACAAGUUGUUCCUACUGAAGAUGUAAAUCUGUGAAAACAGGUUACAAAUAUAGAAUUUAAAUUUCAAGGUGGAAUAAAUGAUUUUCCUAAAACAGCUGGGCACUGUAGUUGUUACUAAACAUAACUCUUAACAGGAGAAAGUAGUAUAUUUGUUGGGGAGUCUUUUCAGCUGCGGAUUAAUACACAUUUCCUCAAGUGAGUAUUUACAGCAGCAGAAUAGUGUUUAUGGGAUUGACUCAAAAUAACCUACAGUGCCCACGUUAAUGGGUAAUAGUAAAGGAACAUGUCACCCAGUUUAACGGUGUUGCUUCUUGAUGUGUUGUUAAUAGCAAACAGCAAAAUAGAAAACAAAGCUCUAUGGCACAGAGGGAGAAGAUAUAUUAACCCUGGGUUACACGGAGAGUGAUUAAUCGUGGAAUCAAUUCAUUGUCUGUUUUUGUCUUUUUAUGGGAUUCAUUGACAAUAAGAGAAAUAUAGAAUAUCACCAGACUUAUCUUUAUGUAAGUUAAAGUGCAGGCGGGGGACCAGUGCAGUGUCAGAGGCUCAAUUUGGCACAAUCAUACAUAUAAACUAUGUCAGUUCCAUUGUAAGGUGAUACUGCCAAAUACUGUCACUACUGUUAAUACAUGGUAUUUGGGGAAGUUAAAGCUUUGAUCAUGUACUAGUUCAAGCAGUGGAGACGUUUAACCAUUUCGCACAAGGAUGUUUUUCGGCUAUCAAUCCGCUGGCCCUCAUUGACCCUGGUUGCAGUGAAUCAGUAGUAAGCAGGAAGAGAGUCAAAUGUGGCACCAAUAACUGGGGAUUGAACCCAUGUAGGUUAACCACUGAGCACACAUUUGAUUUUGCUCUGUCGUUGAUUGUAAUCAUUCCACCUUUCAAAUCAGCAGAGUUUUAUAGAGAGAUGUUAACCUUCCAUCUAAAGUUAAGUUUACAUCACAUUUACGUCACGAUUUGAGCAACUCUUCCUCAUAUAGAAUAAAUACACCAGCAACAACAUAACUUGUAAAGUUGUAUUCCCUGUUUUGAAUUACUGUUGUCUAUGAUUCGAUUGAUUUUAUGUUAAAAAAUGAUUUGGACAGAUGUUUAUGUGACAUACGUCACGUACGUAAUAAAAUACCAAACAUGAAA
Messenger RNA from Seriola dumerili (greater amberjack), 2397 nucleotides. RefSeq names its product nucleotide binding protein 1 (gene nubp1). Lineage: Eukaryota; Metazoa; Chordata; Actinopteri; Carangiformes; Carangidae. Gene Ontology annotation, biological process: iron-sulfur cluster assembly. Gene Ontology annotation, cellular component: cytosol. The coding region runs from base 78 to 1046 and encodes 322 amino acids. The transcript is spliced from 10 exons. The record is from RefSeq and is a predicted model, not a curated record. Gene Ontology annotation, molecular function: ATP-dependent FeS chaperone activity; ATP binding; ATP hydrolysis activity.